UUUUGUGAGGAAUACAACGGUCAAGAGAAGGGGUCAAUUUUAACCCGGUUUGAUUUUUGUCAAAUUAACCUACGGGGUCGUGAGACAAGACAUGCGCACAUUGUAGGUGGCGCGAAAGGCGAAAGGGACUUGUCAUCAAAAAUGUCAGAAACCAAGGACAUCCGCAGUUUUUUUGGAGUAACAACAUCCAAGUCUAAAUCAAAUCAGAUCAGCAAGUCAUCAUCUGGCAAGAGACAACCUAAUGGCACUGGAGGAAAGCGAAAGAGACAACUGGAAGAUGAAGAUGAUGAUUUCACAGAUUCAGGGAAGAGCAGAAAAGGAACUGGAAGCAAGCCAGCUAAAAUAAAAAAGUCGGCCGUCAUAUAUGAUUCAGAUUCUGAUGAAGAACCCACAUCUUCCAAAGGAAAAGGCAAGACUGGUUCAAGUUCUUCCAAGGCUGCCUCCUCUAAACAGUCCAAGAAACUCUUGUCUCCUUCUCCUCCUAAGCAAAAGGUCAUAACUGUGUCAGAUUUCUUCGGCUCCAGUCCAGUACAAAGAUCGGCUAAGAAAGUGCCUGCCAAGAAGCAAGAACUGGAUAUUGAAAUCACCCCAAAGAAACCUAAGCUAACAGUUGAGCAGCAUGAUGACCCAGACUUUCAGGAGACAUUGGAGCUACUUGACAAGGACCACAAAACACCUACAAAGAAGCUGAGAACUGAGGACAUCAAAUCAGCAGAAAAACCCUCCCCUUCAAGGAGAAGUCCAAGGAUCUAUAAGAUGGAUGUCAGUCCUGCUUUAAAGAAAGGUAAAGGCUUAGCAAGUAAGAUAGCAGAGAAGGUCAAAGCUACGAGUAAAACUUUGGUGGAAGAGACUCCAGAGAGAGGUGAAGGUGAAAGGUCACGGUCAAGGUCAAAUGUCAUUGUGGAGGAAACACCACAGAGACCCUCCAACAGAAGAGCUCAGACAUCUAAUGUCACACCCUCCAAAGCGACGCCCACAAAAGCCACACCCAAGAGAGUCACACCCAAGAAAGGUACGCCUUCUAAAGCUACACCAUCCAAACCAGCAUCCUCUACACCAUCCAAACCAGCAUCCUCUACACCAUCCAAACCAGCAUCCUCUACACCAUCCAAACCAGCAUCCUCCAAAGAUACACCCACUGCCAAACCUGCUCCAUCAAAAACCACUCCCACAAAGACCCAAAGUCCUGUGGGCGGGGAUUCAGCUGAAAAGAAGAAAGGAGGAGGGGCUAAUUAUCGAAGAUAUCUUAGUAGAGACGGACCACGAUCACUGGGAGCAAAGGAGAUGCCACAAGGUGAGGAGAAUUGUUUAGCAGGUCUUACGUUUGUCAUCACUGGUGUUCUGGAUUACGUAGAGAAGGAGGAAGCCAAACAAGCUAUUGAACAUCUUGGAGGCAAAGUCACCUCAGGAGUCACUAAGAAGACGUCUUAUCUAGUAACGGGACGUGACCCUGGUCCAGCCAAAAUCCAAAAGGCUGAAGGACAGGGCACCACGAUUCUUACUGAAGAUGAACUGUUUGACCUCAUCAGGACACGACCAGGAAAGAAACCAUCAAUAAGUAAGGAGGCCAGCAAGCCCAAAGCUGAACCUGUUCCUACAAAGCAACCCUCACUAACAACGCCUUCGACCAAGAAAAUGGAGUCACCAUCAACAUCAUCCAUGCCGGCCGUAGAUUCCAAACCUACUCCAGCAACUGACCAAUCAGGCGAGAGCUUACUGUGGGUGGACAAAUACAAACCUCAGAAUAUGAAGCAGCUGAUUGGUCAACAGGGAGACCGAAGCUGCGCUAAUAAACUUCUGAAGUGGCUGAAGCGGUGGCAUGAUAAUAACUUUGGGCCCAACAAGGAGAGAGUUCGCUACAACAAGGACGAUGGAUUUGGUUUUAAGGCAGCGUUACUCUCAGGCCCUCCAGGAAUUGGCAAGACAACUACCGCAGAACUUGUUUGCAAGGAGCUUGGUUUCAAGACGUUGGAACUGAACGCAAGUUCAUCAAGAAGCAAGAAGACGUUGGAUCUCAUAAUGAAGGAAUUCCUCCACACUGACUCAAUCGAAGGCUACUUCAAGGUCAAAGGUGAAAGGAGCAAGGGUCAAGAGGUCAAAGUUCACCGGCAGUGUCUGUUGAUGGAUGAGGUGGAUGGGAUGUCUGGGAAUGAAGACAGGGGAGGUGUUCAGGAAUUCAUUCAGAUGAUCAAGAAGUCCCAUAUUCCAGUGAUCUGUAUGUGUAAUGACAGGAACCAUCCCAAGAUAAGAUCUCUCGCCAAUCACUGCUUUGAUCUUCGCUUCUACCGGCCUCAGGUCAAACAGAUCAAGGGCGCCAUGUUGUCAAUUGCGUUCAAAGAGGGCGUGUCCAUCCCGCCCCAAUCCAUGGAUCACAUCAUCACUGCGUCCAAUCAGGAUAUUCGACAGGUGCUUCAUAACAUGAGUAUGUGGAGUGCAGGGAUGAAGAAAUUGAGUCAAGACCAGGUGGAUUCCGAUGCUGAGAAAGCUAAGAAAGACCUUAAACUGGGACCAUGGGAUGUCUUGAAGCAAGUCUUUGCUUGUGAUGCAGAAGCAGAGAAGAUGACACUAACAGAUAAGAUGGGUCUCUUCUUCCAUGAUUACUCCAUCGCUCCGCUGUUUGUUCAAGAGAACUAUCUCUCAGUUGCACCCAAGAAAGCAAAGGGUGACAUUAAGAAACAUCUCAGUCUUCUAAGCCAAGCAGCGGACAGCAUCUGCAGCGGUGAUUUAGUGGAUAGAGUGGUACGCUCCUCACAACGAUGGAGCCUACUUCCUACACAGGCCAUCUUUGCAAGUGUUGUGCCAGGUGGGGCAAUGAAGGGUUACAUGCGAGGUAUGAUCACGUUCCCUAGCUGGUUAGGAAAGAAUUCAACAAGGAACAAGAAUCGUCGCCUGCUACAGGAAAUUCAGCAACAUAUGAGAUUAUCUUCCUCAGGCAGCAUUAAUGACAUCAACCUUGACUACGUACCUCGUCUGCGUGACUUCUUGACCCGACCUUUGCUGACCCAGGAGACAGAGGGUGUGUCAGAGGUUGUAGAGUUGCUCAAUAGCUAUGAUCUGACUAGAGAAGACUUUGAUACAGUACUAGAAGUGAGUCAGUUUGAAGGAAGGAAGAAGCCUAUGGCAGGAGUUCCACCCAAGGUGAAAGGUGCCUUCACACGAGCAUUCAACAAGGAGGGUCACAUGGUGCCAUAUGCAUAUGGCGACAUCAGCAAGAAAGGUAAGGGUGCCAUGGCAACAGAUGCGAUGGAAGGCUAUGGUGAGGGAGAGGAAGGGGCGGAGACUGUCAUAGAGGAGGAUAGUGAUGACGAUGACAUCAGCAAGAAUGCUAUGAUUAAGGUCCAAGCUGCCAAGGGUCAGACAAGCAGCAAAGCUAAGGCCAAAGGUGACGGGUCAAAGGGCAAAGCUCCAGCUAAAGGAAGGGGAACUGCGAAAGGAAAAACAAAAGCCAAAAAGUAGAUAUGGACAUGUCAAACAAAAGUUACAAAAUAUAUAUAGUAAACUGGAGUCUCUAGCAUACCAAGAACACACUGGAUGGCUUAUUAUAGUUGUAAAUGUGAUGUUCAGUGAUUUAAUUUGGUCAUCAGGUUACCUUGCUAUUUCAAAGUGCCUCCAUAUCGUUAACUGUACACUUUCAUGGCAUAAAUAAAUAAAAAAAAAAAAAUAGGCAGUUGUAAAUUCCUUGAUACUUCAUUAUACACCUCGUUAAUUGCUGCUUACAUCAAAGCUUUAAAAUGCACAAACAAAUUAAUAGUGAAGAUAUAUGCCCAUCCCCCUCCCUCACCCCUACCUUACCACACCCUACGCCUGCCCCACCCCAAACUGCUCCUCGUCAGAUCUCAAAGUUUGGCUCAAUUUUUAAAGCGUCAGGUUGUGGAUUUUUGGUCCAUUGCAUAACGCAUACUGUAUACAAAUCCAUGUACUUUGUAUACAUGGUGUAAAAUUAUCCGGGAUGUGCAUUUGAUCACUCCAACUGCAGUCCUUGCCUCUAAGAGAAGUCGGGAGAGGGACAAUUGUGUUUUGCAUACAUGUUUUGUAUAAAGUUGUCAUGUCUUUUAUAAAACAAGUAAUGCAUGACUCUAUAAUGUUUAAGAGCUGUAUCUUGUGCUAUGCAUGAAAAGUUCUCAUAAUUUCCCUAUACUCAAGGUAUACAUUAUUUUGGAAGUACACAUACACUUGGUGUAAUUGGGUAUAUUUUUGUAAUAAUGGUUUCAUAAUCAGUGGGUGAUUGAAAUAAAUACAACUUGUCACCACA
Molecule: messenger RNA, 4252 nt
Organism: Patiria miniata (bat star)
Lineage: Eukaryota; Metazoa; Echinodermata; Asteroidea; Valvatida; Asterinidae
Gene: rfc1
Product: replication factor C subunit 1-like
Exons: 22
Coding region: 142-3456 (1104 amino acids)
Biological process (GO): DNA repair; DNA replication
Cellular component (GO): DNA replication factor C complex; nucleus
Molecular function (GO): ATP hydrolysis activity; DNA clamp loader activity; DNA clamp unloader activity
Source: RefSeq, a predicted model, not a curated record